AUGGCUAUGCCAAUUACGAAUAUUUCUACUGAUACGAAACUCAUCCAUCGUAAUAAGACAUUGAUAAAUGAAAUAAAUGACGCAUUAAUCUUAGACAAUAACGUCAAUGUAUUUCAGAAAAGUAACUAUAGACCAUUGACACAUGAAAUGCGUAUAAAUGUUCUAAACAAAGAGUGUUCAACAAAUAGUCAAUUACCGUCGUUAGCACACGUGAAAAGAGUUUCGAUUCUUAAUUAUCUUGUAUUUACAUUACGUAGUAAGAAUUUAUUCUAUUGUUCUGUGCCAAAAGUCGCCACUAGAACACUGUUGAACUUUUUCACCUAUCUGCAUAUUGAAGAACUUAUUGCCUAUAUCAGCAAUAGUUCUACACUUCAGAAUGAAUUGGUCAAGAGUGAAUUUGCAAGACAAGGAUUAUUGUUCGAUUUGCAAUUUUUACAAAAGAAGUUGACCUUGAAUAGCGUCACGAACAACUAUAAUGGACAGGAUACUCAGCUGCAAGUGUUGAAUGCAUUUAAACAAAGUUUACUAAAUUAUUCUGAUCAACCAGACGAUUUAUGGCAUUUACAUCAGAACAACGUUUUACCACUUAUUAAACUGAAAAAUAUCAAUGAUCAACACACAAUAAAUUUUAUUCACGAUGCUACGAAAGUACUGUUUGUUCGUCAUCCAUUUAACCGUUUGGCAUCCGCUUAUUAUGAUAAAAUAGCUACAUUGAGAAUUCCAUCAGCUCAAGGUGCAAGGAAUAUUCAAGUAUCCAUGUAUGAUGAUGUACGCCGAGGAAUAUGUCGAAAAUUUGCUCAACAAUAUUUAAAUACAAGUGAGUUAACAUUUUACCAGCAGCAACAUCCGUGGCUGCGUCAUCAACGUAAAAUUAAUCCUCUCAAUGAUCCAUGUAGAACUGUUAUACCAACAUUCGAACAUUUCGUUGAGUAUAUUCUCGAUUAUCGUUCCGGUGUACAGUUAGAUGUUCAUUGGGCUCCAUAUUCUCAUCUAUGCAAAGUAUGUACAUUUAAAUAUGAUUUUAUUGGAAAAUAUGAAACGAUUGCAGACGAUAUGCAGUUGUUACUUAAAUUAGCAGGAGCAGAUACAAAAGAAUGGCAAAUAAAAAUGAUUAAUAGUAAUAGAUCAACGGUGGGAAAAGACGAUAUGUACAAAAAACUAUAUGAAACUCUUCCAGAACAUCUCAUAUGUAAACUUCAGCACAUUUAUUCAAAAGAUGUGAGUUUGUUUAAUUAUAAUAUCGAAGAUUACGUCGAUCGAGCGAAACUGUCGAAUUGUCGGAUGUACCAUCAGUUCAGGUAUCAUAUUGAGACAUUUUCUGUUUGA
Molecule: messenger RNA, 1326 nt
Organism: Didymodactylos carnosus
Lineage: Eukaryota; Metazoa; Rotifera; Eurotatoria; Philodinida; Philodinidae
Source: the annotation of a GenBank genome assembly